Closterium sp. Yama58-4 is the source of this 1320-nucleotide messenger RNA. The record is from the annotation of a GenBank genome assembly. Lineage: Eukaryota; Viridiplantae; Streptophyta; Zygnematophyceae; Desmidiales; Closteriaceae.
AUGGACGUCAGAAUUCAGGCGGUUCUUGUGCUCUGUCUUCUCUCCUCACCGAUUUUCUCCCACGCGUCGCGCCCGUGGCGGGCAGGAACCUUGCUGCAGGACCCGCCGACACAGGAUACGUCGCGUUCAGAGUCCACCGAGCCGCUUGGUUUGAACGAGCUCCGGCCGGAAGCAGGCAACCGCGUCGUGGAAUCUGUCUCAACGGCUCUUUCGGCGUGGGACGACGACGACAACAACUUGAGCGCCACGGCCAGCGACGGCGCCGCGGCGGCGGCGGCAGCGGCUGCGGCGGCGGCGGAUGAGGCUCUUCGCUACUCUGAAGGCCCCGAUACGGAAGAUUCGAGCGAGGAUGGAGGGCUGGAGACGGAAGAAGACAACGCGAACGUGGUUGUAGCGGGGCAGAACAGCAUCGUGACUUUUAGCGAUGAAUCCUCGGAACUUGUAGCGGAAGAGAAUCCUUCGGUUGUAGCAGAGGAGAUCCCCACGGCUGUAGCGGAAGUCGCUGCGGCAGAUAGCGACGUGGAGGAACGCGACAACGUGGCUGUAGCGGGACAGAACACGGUCGUGCUUCUUGGAGAAGUAGCCGCUUCGGCUGCCGUUGGCGACAAAUCGAUUACAGCAGAGAUGGCGGAAGCUGACGCGGAGGAGAAAGCGGAAUUUAAGGCGGAGAUGAAGGCGGAAGAAGCGGCGGUGGAAUCUGCGGAGGGGCAGGACAUCGCGGCGGAGGUGGAGGCGGCGGCGGAGGAAGCCGCAGCCGCCGCUGCUGAGGCGGCGGCAGCUGUAGCCGCGGCCGCGGACGCUGAAACCGAGACGGCUGUAGCAGCGGACGCUGAAACCGAGACGGCUGUAGCAGCGGACGCGGAGUCUGUAGCGGGCGGCGAUGCGGCGAGCUCAGGCGGCAGCGAGAGCCCAGCUGACGGCGAAACAGGGAAUGUUCCUGCAGAGGGCUCUGCAACGGCGAGCGCUGAAGCGGAGAAUUCUGCAACGGAGAGCCCUGCAGAGUCCCCUGGAACGGAGAGUUCUGAGACGGAGAGUUCCACUUCAGCGGAAGCUGGAACAGCGGAGUCUCAUACCACUGAGGCAGCAGAUACGGAGGCGGAACAACCUGCAGACUCGAAUACCGGCACUGAAGAAUCCGAAUCUGGGAGCAUAGGGAACGAGAGCAGCACUGGCAGCGAGAACGAGGGCGAAAAUGAGGGUGCGGCUGCUGAUGAUGGUGUCACCACGAGGGCUCUGGGUGAUGGGCCGACGGCGGAAGAGAUUUUGCCGGAAGGAUCGGACGGAUUCGAAGAGGGGGCUACAGCUGUCGCCGUCCAGUAG